AUGAUACUGGUGGUUGGAUUAUUGUUUUUGGGUCUUACUGUAGCUGAUGCUCAAUGUAAGUUUGUUACCUACUCCUAGCUCAGAGCCCUAGCCCAGAGUCUUAGCCCAGAGCCCUAUGCCAGAGCUCUAGCCCAGAGCCCUAGCCCAGAGUCCUAGUCCCGAGCCCUAGCCCAGAGCCCUAGCCCAGAGCCCUAGCCCAGAGCCCUAAACCAGAGCCCUAGCCCAGAGCCGUAGCCCAGAGUCCUAGCUACAAGCCCUAGCCUAGAGCCUUAGCCUUAGCAGUAAAAGUCAGCACUUACAGUAUCUUGUGUGUACUGUCACAAAGGUGAAGACGAUAUUGAUGUAGCCAACUUGUACCGCUUCAUGAGCUACGACUCGUAUUACUACAAAGAAAAUUCAAAUGAAGAAUGUGGCAAGGAGAAUGCGACAAACCUGAAGUUUAUCAGUUGUUAUGGCCAAUGUGCGUAUGCCACGUUGUUCAAUACUGAGACCAACUACACUGCUAUCGCUACUGGAUGUUAUGAUGAGACUGCUGUAGGUUGAUAAUAAUUUCUAAUGUUUUAAAAGGAUUUUGAUGGUGGUACCUUAAAUGUUUACAUCUGGUACUUUAGAUAUUGUGUAUAGUAUGGUUGGUCAUCUCUUAAAAUAAAAAUUACAGUAAUUGUAGAUACCACAGUAAAAUAUUAUAUUACUUUUCAGCCCCCAAGCCCAAUUAUAAUCGAAGACCGUGGAGUAACUAAAGAGCUAAACAUUUACUCGUGCAGUGAAAAUGAAUGCAAUGCUGCUUUGGGUGAGUUUAUACCAAUAGAUAGGUCUGCCUAAGUGUGUUAUCUACCUUACGCUCAGAUCCUACCUUAUCUUUGAUCUCUACCCUACGUUUAAACCCUACCCGACUGUUUUACCCUACUUUUACUUUUUAUCCACCCUAAAGUUUUGCCCUACCCUCAAGUUUUAGCAUACCCUUAAAUCCUAAUUAAGGGUAUGCUAAAACUUGCUUUGCCUUGAAAUUCAAUGUUACCCUCAAGUCUACGCCUACUUUUAACUCUUAAUCUACUUUGAAGUUUUAUCCUUCCUUCAAGUUCUAUCUGAUCUUUAAGUCCAACCCUACCCUCAAGGCCAGUUUUACUUUUAAAGCCUCCCUGCCUUCAAAUUUUACCUUACCCUUAAAAUCAACCCUGUUUUUAUAUCUACCCUCAAGUUCUACUCUACCUUUAAAAUUUGCCCUGCCCUCUAGUGCUAUCCUACCUUUAAGUUUAACCCUACCAUCAAGUCCAAUCCCAUCAUUAAAUCUUACCGUACCCUCAAGUUCUACCAUAUUCUUUACUUCAACCCUACCUUCAAAUUUGCUCCUGUCCUUAAGACUUACUCUACCCCCAAACCCAACCCUAUUCUUAAACCUUUAAACCCUAUCCUUAAGUUAUAUUACGCUUUUAAACUUUACCCUGCCCUCAAGCGCUACUCUACUUAACUUUAAGUUCAACCACAGCCUUCGACUCUUACCUUAUCAUCAAGUUCAACCCUGCUCCCAAAUCUUGUUAUACUUUAUCUUUAAGUUCAGCUCUACUUUUAAGUCCAACCUUACCCUUAAACCCUACCCUACUUAUAAAUUUUACCCUGCCUUCAAGUCUACUCCUAUUCUCAAGAUUAACCCAACUCUUGUAUCCUACUAUCCCCUUAGGUUCUACCCUACUUUUAAAUCCUACCCUUCCCUCAAGUCUAACUCUAUUCUUAAAUCCUACCCUACCCUCAAGUCUAACUCUUCCCUUAACUUACCCUACCUUCAACUUCUACACUACCCUAACAGAUAACGUUAUCUUCUAUAACACUAUGCCUCACAUUAUCUUACCCAACAUCAUCUUUCAGAAUCCGCCCAAGAAAACCGCACGCGCACCAUGACUCCACGCCCCACCACUCCAGCCCCACCCACCCAAGCCCCCACUACCUUUCGUGUCCCAAUUUCUGGCGAAGGUGAGAAGAGCUCUGAAGAACUUUUGGUCAACAUUACAACAGUAGAGCCGUCGGCCAGUUUCGGAACCAACAGCUUCACCUUGUUCAACUUUAUCUUCCCCCUGAUCACGCUUUCUUUUUUAUUCUAG
Bursaphelenchus okinawaensis is the source of this 2096-nucleotide messenger RNA. The record is from the annotation of a GenBank genome assembly. Lineage: Eukaryota; Metazoa; Nematoda; Chromadorea; Rhabditida; Aphelenchoididae.